Aspergillus aculeatus ATCC 16872 is the source of this 1170-nucleotide messenger RNA. RefSeq names its product aurora family serine/threonine-protein kinase. Gene Ontology annotation, cellular component: chromosome passenger complex; spindle midzone; spindle microtubule. Gene Ontology annotation, biological process: protein phosphorylation; regulation of cytokinesis; mitotic spindle organization. The transcript is spliced from 3 exons. NCBI's taxonomy places the organism in Eukaryota, Fungi, Ascomycota, Eurotiomycetes, Eurotiales, Aspergillaceae. The coding region runs from base 1 to 1170 and encodes 389 amino acids. Gene Ontology annotation, molecular function: protein kinase activity; ATP binding. The record is from RefSeq and is a predicted model, not a curated record.
AUGGCUACCAAGACACUUGAAGCGCGCCUCGAGCGUCUUUCAGUCAAAGAAGAACAUGAGAGCGUGCAAAAUGGCGGCGCUUAUCAAAAGUCCAAGAUCUCAUUGUCAACAGCCAUGCCCCCUACGAGUGCCGGACAAUAUAGUGGCUCCGGCCGAUCUAAUUUACUCAAGCUGGCUUUACAGAACACUAAUGAGAAUAAAGUGAAUGCAAUGAACGUCAAUUUGUCGCCGGUUAAGAGUUCUCAGAGUACGCUAUCACACCGUAAUCUCGACGAGAAUGGGGAGCAACGACACUUAACUCCACUCUACGACCAACCGUCCCCCAAAAAGUUACACUUGGGCAUGUUUGAAAUUGGCAAACCUUUAGGGAAGGGGAAGUUUGGUAGAGUUUAUCUCGCCAAGGAGAGAGCCUCCGGCUUCGUAUGCGCACUCAAGGUACUGCAUAAAUCCGAAUUGCAGCAGGGUGGAGUGCAGAAGCAAGUCCGACGAGAGAUUGAGAUACAAAGCAACCUUCGUCAUCCGAACGUCUUGAGGCUUUAUGGCCACUUUCACGAUAGCAAACGGAUUUUCCUUAUUCUCGAGUUUGCCGGCCGAGGAGAACUGUACAAGCAUCUCCGAAAAGAACAUCGAUUCCCUGAGUGGAAGGCUGCGCAGUACAUUGCUCAGAUGGCUGCUGCUUUGAAAUACCUACACAAAAAGCACGUCAUGCACCGAGACAUCAAGCCAGAAAAUAUUCUUGUUGGUAUUCAUGGUGAAAUCAAGAUCAGUGACUUUGGGUGGAGUGUUCAUGCACCUAACAAUCGGAGGCAGACAAUGUGCGGGACACUGGAUUACUUGCCCCCUGAGAUGCUUAAACCCGGAUCUCAGGACAAUUACUACAAUGAGAAGGUUGAUCUGUGGAGUCUUGGUGUUUUGACAUACGAGUUCCUAGUUGGGGAAGCGCCCUUUGAAGAUACGCCUGUCAUGACGCAGCGAAGAAUUGCCAGAGCCGACAUGACCGUACCGUCCUUCGUGAGUCCAGAAGCAAAAGAUCUAAUUAAGAGAUUACUUGUACUCGACCCAGAGAGGCGAAUUUCUCUGGAUGAGAUUCAACGUCAUCCAUGGAUUCUCAAGCAUUGUGUUAAGGAAACAAAGCGGAGUUCUGGUACAUCAAAGGAUGUCAAAGCAUGA